CACACGGCGCACAUGGUGACCGGGCAGCCUUCAUUUUUACUUUCCCCCUCUUUUUUCCCACCUCCUCCCCAGAACUGACCCCCUGUAAAGACAAAAGAAUAGCAGCUAUCAUGUGGCAGCCCAGCGCUUGUCUUUGCCACAGCAUUUGGUGGAAAAAAAAUAAUAACGCUGCUGCUUCUUCCCACAGCCAUCACUGCUCGCCAGGCCCCGGCUCCCCCGGAUUGGCUCUUUUGGCUCACAUGACCAGGAAUUGGCUGCAAUUUCGUCCCGUAGUUCUUCAGUUUAGCUUACCCUGGUCCCCAUACGCUAGUAAUAUCACCAAUAUACACAAUUAUUAUAUAGCCACCGCAUUUACGCCAUUGCGGUCGGGACCCUGCAAGCUCGUGCGUUUUAUUUUUUUCGUUCUCUUUUGUUUUUUUUAAGAAGCCAUAUUGUGUUGUAUGUGUGUUGCGUGCGCACCGUGCCUUGUGUGUAUGUGUCUUGUUUUUGUGUUUUGUUUUUUUUAUUUUGGGUAAGGGAUUGUUGUGGGGUCUCGCCGUUUGAGGGUGAAACCGGUUUGAGGGAGCUAUGAAUUUUGAAUUCGAGAGGGAGAUCGGUUUUAUAAACAGCCAGCCAUCCCUAGCAGAGUGCCUGACGUCCUUCCCCGCCGCCCUGGAGUCAUUUCAAACUUCAUCAAUCAAGGAGUCGACAGUAAUUCCGCCUCCCUUCGAGCACACCAUCCCCAGCCUCAGCCCCUGCACAGCCAGCCAGCCGAGACCGGCAGCGAGGAGCCAGCAGAACCGGAGAAGCUCCGCCACUAAUGGCCUCCAGACGCACCACCGAGGUGCCCAGCAGCCCGGACCGCUGGGGCAGGCCCCUGCCCCGGUCACGGCGACCCCGGCCGGUCCGAUGGCGCACGAGUUCCCCUGGAUGAAGGAGAAGAAAUCCUCCAAGAAGUGUCCCAAGCCUGGAGGCAGUUCCAGCAGUGGUGGAUCCAUCAUCCCGCCCGCCUCGUCUUCCCCUUCCCCGACUGCCUCCGGGUACGCUUCGGCGGGCAUCGAGUCACCCACAGGUCGGUAUACGUACGCAUGCAGGGAUGCGGGAGCCAGUAUAUACCCGAGUCAGGCGGCUCUGGAUGCUGGAGGAGCCGGGUCCCGCCGCCUGCGCACCGCGUACACGAACACGCAGCUGUUGGAGCUGGAGAAAGAGUUCCACUUCAACAAGUAUCUCUGUCGGCCCAGGAGAGUGGAGAUUGCUGCGCUUUUGGAUCUGACCGAGCGUCAGGUCAAGGUCUGGUUCCAGAACCGGCGGAUGAAACACAAGCGCCAGACGCACCACAAAGACGGCGGUGGAGGUGGCAGUGGAGGAGGCCACGAAUCCAGCGACCCGGGCGGAUUCGAGCCGCUCGAAGGCGCCGAUGCCUCGUCUCCAUAUUCGAGCCAGCCACUGGAGGCAUCUGGAACCGGGGAGGCAACACUGGAGGGGGAGAGGGUCAGCGGUGAUCCAUCUUCGGCCGCCGCCUACGCCAGUGACAGCGGGGACAAUGCGCAGCCCACGCCGGAGGAGGGAGGCCGACUGAGCCGCCCUGAACUCCCACAGCUGCCCGCGGAAUCCGGCACAUCUGACGUCGCUGCGUCCCCGCAUUCGUUCCCCAACACGAACUCCGCCGACAACCCGGGCCUCGUGGAGGCUCUGCCCGCAGCAGCAACAGCGGUGGCGGACUCUUCAUUCUCGGAGCAGCGGGACAUCUCCAUCACCUCCAGCGCCUCCUCUGCUGCUCCUGCCGCCGCCUCAUCAUCGUCAUCCUCCUCCUCCGCGCUGCCCGACCUCACCUUCUUCGCCGGGGACGCGUGUUUGUCUCCCAGCCUGCAGAGCUCACUGGACAGCCCGGUGGAUUUCUCCGAGGAGGACUUCGACCUGUUCACAAGCACACUGUGCACCAUAGACCUGCAGAACCUCAACUUCUGAGGGCAAACGUGACAAAUACAACUUAAAUAUUACAAAUUCAAACUUAAAAAUAGAAACACAAAAAGGAGAGUGUGGACGGCCCGGCCUGUGUGGAUGAACAAUCGGGCGGCGGCGGUGACGAGGACUCUUGUUUUAUAAAUUAAAAAAGCUUCUCGGCAACAUUCCUGACACAAUUCUGAAUGACAAUUAUGUGCGUAUUGAAUUAUACUUUCUGCGGAUAUGAUGUAGAUUUAAAGAUGCAUUAUUAUUUUCUUUUUCGUUUAAAAUAUAAACAUCGAAGGAGUUUUUUUUUUUAAUUGAAACGUGGAUUUUUUUUCCUCCCUGUUCUUUUUUCCUCUCAGAUUUCAGGUAUUUAUUACCUUUUUUUUUUUCUUUUGGUUGACAUUAAUAACCCUUAUCGGUGUUUUUUUGUGUGUGUUCGAGAGUGAGACACUGUUUGUGUGUGUGUGAGAGAGUGUGUGAGCGUGUUUGUGUGUGUGUGUGUGUGUGUGUGUGUUCCUCUAGUCCAUUCUGGUGCAGCUUCAUGAUCCCUUAAUAACUUCUCAGGAACUGUUCACGGAGUCUGUAGGCGCAGAUAAAGCUGGACUGAUUUUUAGAAAAAUCUGAACUGAAGAAUGAAUUCACUCUUUCUCUCUCUUUCGCUCUCUCUCUCUCCCUCUCUGCGAGACAAGAAGAGAGGGACGCCCUGCUGAUGACCCGACUUUUAGACCCUAGUUUAUUUAUUGAGAUUGUUUAAUAGUGAAAAUCGAAAUUAUUUAUUGUAUAUAUAUUUUCAUAGUGGAAUAAUAAUAAUAAAACAUACAAACAUUUA
Molecule: messenger RNA, 2758 nt
Organism: Solea solea (common sole)
Lineage: Eukaryota; Metazoa; Chordata; Actinopteri; Pleuronectiformes; Soleidae
Gene: hoxb2a
Product: homeobox B2a
Exons: 2
Coding region: 568-1947 (459 amino acids)
Biological process (GO): regulation of DNA-templated transcription
Molecular function (GO): DNA binding; DNA-binding transcription factor activity, RNA polymerase II-specific
Source: RefSeq, a predicted model, not a curated record